AUGGAGGGGCAAAGAAAGCCAGGGAAGGCCCACCUUGCUCAGUGGGACAGUCUUACGACUCACAGUUUCCUUUUCGGAGCACUGGCUGAAUUGCUGGACAAUGCAAGAGAUGCAGGGGCUGCAAGACUUGAUGUGUUUUCAGUGGAUAAUGAAACCCUGCAGGGUGGAUUCAUGUUGUGUUUCCUGGAUGAUGGAUGUGGCAUGAGCCCUGAGGAAGCUUCAGACAUCAUUUACUUUGGAGCAUCCAAAAAACGUCUGUCUACCUUGAAGUUUAUUGGGCAAUAUGGCAAUGGUCUUAAAAGUGGGUCUAUGAGAAUUGGAAAAGACUUCAUUCUUUUUACGAAGAAGGAAGAAACAAUGACCUGUGUAUUUUUUUCUCAGACAUUCUGUGAGAGAGAAGGUCUUAAUGAGGUGGUAGUUCCAAUGCCUUCAUGGUUAACAAAAACCAAAGAAUCUGUCACUGAUGAUCUCCAGAAAUUCUCAACAGAAUUGUCUAUAAUUUAUAAAUACUCUCCAUUUAAAACUGAAGCUGAAUUGAUGCAACAAUUUGAUGUAAUCUAUGGAAAAUGUGGCACUUUGCUGGUUAUUUAUAACAUGAAGCUUCUGCUUGGUGGAGAACCAGAGUUGGAUGUUACAACUGACAAGGAAGAUAUACUGAUAACAGGGGCUCCUGAGGAUUUUCCAGAGAGAUGGUCAUUCAGAGCCUACACAUCUGUUCUGUAUUUUGACCCAUGGAUGAGAAUAUUCAUUCAAGCCAAAAGAGUUAAAACUAAACACCUAUGUUAUUGCCUCUACAGACCCAGAAAAUAUCUGUAUGUCACAUCUUCUUUCAAAGGAGUAUUUAGAAAUGAAGUUAAAAAGGCAGAAGAAGCAGUGAAAAUUGCUGAACUUGUGUUGAAAGAAGCACAGAUCGAAGAAAAGCAGUCUGACGAGACCUCUUUAUCUUUUGCCAAGGAUGUAUUACAGAGAGCUUUGGAUGAUGUAGAAGCAAAGCAUAAGCACCUUAAAGAGAAGCGGAGAGAAUUAAAGAAAGCAAGAACACUCUCUGUGUUCUUUGGGGUGAACAUAGAAAACCGAAGCCAAGCUGGAAUGUUCAUUUACAGUAACAACCGUUUGAUCAAAAUGCAUGAGAAAGUGGGCCCACAGCUGAAACUGAAGUCCUUACUUGGUGCAGGUGUGGUUGGAGUUAUUAAUGUACCUUUGGAGGUCAUGGAACCAUCCCAUAAUAAACAGGAGUUUCUCAAUGUCCAAGAAUAUAAUCAUCUACUAAAAGUCAUGGGACAGUAUUUGGUCCAGUACUGUAAGGACACCGGGAUCAGUAAUAGAAAUUUGACUUCAUUCUGGAAUGAAUUUGGAUACCAGAAUAACAAAGAUGUGGAUAGACCUUUAGAGUCUAUUCCGUAUCAAAGAAGACAAGCCAUGGCCAUCCCAUUCAUAAUACAGUGUGAUCUUUGUCUUAAAUGGAGAGUCUUACCUUCCUCUACAAAUUAUCAGGAAAAAGAAUUUCUUGACAUCUGGAUUUGUGCUAAUAAUCCUAACCUCUUGGAAAACAGUUGUCAUCACAUAGAAAAGCUACCCCCCAUACCCUUGGGCACCAUGAACACAGUAUCACCAUCAAAAAAUGAGAAAGAGAAGCAACUUAGAGAGUCAGUCCAAAGGUAUCGAAACAGACUGGCAGAAGAGCAGCCACAGCCUCAAUUUAUACCAAUGGAUAAAAUCACUGACUUCACAUCCAACAGCCUAACUUCAGCACCUAAGGGAAAUACCAAAAUUCCGAAUAUCAGGCUUUUGGAUGAUGACUGGCAGCAUGAAACUGUUGCAUCCUCUGAGCUCUCCAUCAGCCACAGAGGUGAAAAAAGAGCCACAGAAAAGACAGACUCUGGUAUAGAAUUUGUUUCUGAGACUAAAAUAAGGAAGAAGUCUGUGCAGAAGAAAAUGGAACUUCAACAGCAGCAGAGACAUCCAGCAGCUCUGCCAGAAAAUGUCAAACUAACUGAUAGAUCCCAGAAAAGUUAGAUCGCUAAUAUCAGCACAGUGUCUGGAGACCUCCACCAGUAUAAAGAAUUGGCCUCUUCCUGGGAAAUGGAAAGGAAGCAGGUUCUGAACCCUGCACAGAAAUGUAAAACAUUGAUUGAAGUUGAAACCAGCAACAGUGAUCCAGAUAUAAUCCUGAUUUCAGAUAAAAGUGACACUGAUGUUUCAUUGAAACAAGAGAAAAAGGAAAUUCCUCUUAUAAACAAAGAAAAACAGGAUCUGUGCAAUGAUGCUCCAGCAAUAACAAGAGACUCUUCAUUACCCCCUAACUGGAAAAGUGUUCUAAGUGUGCCAGAGGAAGAUGUAAAUCUAAGUUCUGGACACAAAGUUUCUGUGAGUGGACAUUGUGAAGUUGCUUCUCCGAUGACUUCUUUUCAAAGCACACCUGCUGAGGAAACAGUAAAGAAACUGAUGUGUAAUUUAAGAGAGAUUCUUCUGUAUUUUUUCCCUGAGUAUCAACUACCAUCAGAAUUUGACUACAUAUCUGCGGACAAAUUUGUAGCAAGCUCUGAGCCAGAGCAGUGCCUAGAGAAGACAAACAAAAAGCUGAAAAUGUGUUUCAACCAGAUUCAGAAUGUUUACAUGGUACAAUAUGAAAAAAAACUAAAGAAAAAAAUGCAGUCCAUUAUCUAUGAAGCAAAUAACACGGGAGUCCUUAAUGAGAUCUCUUUGGGACAAUGUGAAGAAAAAAGAAGAAUUACUGAGGAUAAGCUGAAGAAUCUUCGUGUAAAACUGGCAGUGUUGUUGCAGAAACUUCAGCUGGGUGGUCCAGAAGGUGACCUGGAGCAGAUUGACACUUAUUUAGAAGCUUUGCUUAAAGAAGAUAAUCUCCUUCUCCAGAAUGAUUUAAUUAAAGUGACUAUAGAUACAAAACAUUGUCUUCCUUUAGAGAGGAAAUGA
Nycticebus coucang (slow loris) is the source of this 2934-nucleotide messenger RNA. RefSeq names its product MORC family CW-type zinc finger 1 (gene MORC1). The transcript has 29 exons. Gene Ontology annotation, cellular component: nucleus. The record is from RefSeq and is a predicted model, not a curated record. Lineage: Eukaryota; Metazoa; Chordata; Mammalia; Primates; Lorisidae. Gene Ontology annotation, molecular function: zinc ion binding.